This is a messenger RNA of Doryrhamphus excisus (bluestripe pipefish), 1322 nucleotides long. It is a transcript of the gene gtf2f2a, whose product is annotated as general transcription factor IIF, polypeptide 2a. The record is from RefSeq and is a predicted model, not a curated record. Gene Ontology annotation, cellular component: transcription factor TFIIF complex. Lineage: Eukaryota; Metazoa; Chordata; Actinopteri; Syngnathiformes; Syngnathidae. Gene Ontology annotation, biological process: transcription by RNA polymerase II; transcription initiation at RNA polymerase II promoter.
AUGGCUAGUCUCUGGUCUGGUGGCAAGCAAACCUACCAUACGACGCAUGCGCAGUUUAAUUCCAACAAAGCUAUCAUAUUUUUUAACUACUACCAUGUCAGAGAAAGGCGAAGUUGAUUUAACUGGUGCCAAGCUAAACACGGGCGUCUGGCUUGUCAAGGUUCCUAAGUACCUCGCUCAGCAAUGGGCAAAAGCCACUGGAAAAGGCGAAGUUGGGAAACUCAGAAUAUCCAAGAAAGGAAACCAAGGAAAGCCAGAGGUGUCUUUUACAUUAAAUGAAGAGUUGACGGUGAUUGAGGGUAUAGAAGACAAGACAGUGUCUGCACCUCGGGAGCACCCACUAACCAUGCAGACGGUGGGAGGUCAGACUUUGGCGGUUUUCACAGAGAUGUCAUCGGGCCAGUCAGAAGAGAGAUCUGAUGGUGGCAGCUCAGGUUCGGGGGCAGGGUCUGGUCCAGAUAAAAUUGCUUUGGAAGGAGUGGUGGUACAGAGAGCGGAGUGCAGGCCUGCUGUUAGCGAAAGCUAUAUGAAGCUUAAGAGGUUACAAAUUGAAGAGUCCUCCAAGCCAGUCCGGCUGUCACAGCAGUUGGCUAAAGCAGUCACCAACAACUACAAACCUGUGGCUAACCAUGCAUACAAUAUGGAGUAUGAGAGGAAAAAGAAGGAGGAGGGCAAGCGAGCUCGAGCCGACAAACAGCAUGUGUUGGACAUGUUGUUUUCUGCUUUUGAGAAGCACCAAUACUACAACAUCAAAGACUUGGUUGAUAUCACUAAACAGCCCGUGAUUUAUUUGAAGGAAAUCCUGCGUGAUAUUGGUAUCUACAACGUGAAGGGGACACAUAAGAACACUUGGGAGCUAAAGCCUGAGUAUCGACAUUACCAAGGUGAGGAAAAGACAGACGAUUAGAGCAAUUUAACAUUGCAAUCUGGUCAGACGGCGGCUCCCUUCAAGACUGGCCUGUGUUUUAGCCUGCGGGCUCAAAAUGCAAUGGAUAUCAGGUUUUCUGGGUUUAGACUUUACUGGAUGAGGGUUUUUUUCCUCUAAAGUGUGCACAUAGUUUGGCCAAUUAAUUCCUUGACUUAUUUGUAACAUGUUGGAGACAUUGUUUUAGCAGUAUAUUUUGGAACAGGCAUGGCUGCCAAUAUAAUGUACAAGGAAGUGUUUUUUAUGGUUUUACAGUGCUGUCAUUUUUUAGCUAUGCAUUUCAUGUCAACCAAUGCUGAAAUGUUUAACUGUUUCAUGUUGGAAUAACGUGCAAUAAAUUUGCUUUGGAUUCCAUUUCUUUGUUUCCAAUUAUAAAUCUACCAGGGGAAAUUAACUU